Messenger RNA from Hylaeus anthracinus, 8029 nucleotides. RefSeq lists its product as uncharacterized. The record is from RefSeq and is a predicted model, not a curated record. NCBI's taxonomy places the organism in Eukaryota, Metazoa, Arthropoda, Insecta, Hymenoptera, Colletidae. The transcript is spliced from 20 exons. Bases 420 to 5981 code for a protein of 1853 amino acids. Gene Ontology annotation, molecular function: protein binding.
UCUAAACGUUAGUAUGGCAAGCUGGUAAUUUUAUCUUUCUUGGUAUGGUCACGUUGACGGUGAUAUGUAAUCUAACCUUUGAUAUUCUGACGUUUGGAAAUUUGACGGCGGUGUUAUUGCAAAAAUGUAAUGCACAGUGAAUAAUUGAUUCUCCUUGUUUGUUCUGCAUAAAAGACUAUCAGGCUCGGGCGUAAUGUGCGAUGCGACAUUUGGUCUAGGUUUCUUUUGCAAUCAUUUAUUUUUAGCACAACAAGAAUUUCUUAAGACGCGAAGCUCUCCUCUGCUCGUCAGUUAUACUAUUUUUCAAGCAUAUAAACACAGGUGCAGUGGCACGCAAUAUCCUGCUAAAUAUUUUAAUCGCUCUGUUACGCGACCAUAAGACCAGGUAGUAUUAGGAUCAAUUGGUCGCAUUAAAUAUAAUGUUCGCAGAAAUAGGAGCAGAAGGCUAUCAGCCAAUGACAAGUUUCGUAGAAGAAAACCUGUUCAAGCUGCAAUGUUUGAUUAAGGCAACAGAAAUACAACACAGUGCUCAAUGCGAAUAUGGAAAGAAAUUAUUUUUAGCCCUCACAACUGGGAAUGCAGAAAUUUUUUUGUAUUACAAAAAGGACUCUACAUGUGCUCCAAUUAUUAAAAGAAUUCCUUGGUUUCAAGGGUCUCACAAGGAAAUUUCAACAUUAUGUUUUCAUUCUACGGGAUCAUGGUUGCUUGCAGCAAGUGUAGAUGGAUCCGUGUAUAUAAUUCCUGCUCUGUGCUUGGUCGAUAAUAAUUGUGACAUAGACCAAAGAUGGACCAGCGAUGAUAUAACAUCUUUUCCUUCUAUUAGUUUGCAAUCCUCUCAUUCAAAACCCACCGCAAUAGUAUGGUGGCAAGAUACAGUAACGUCAGCUGAAAUUGGUAUUAUUGGAACCGAAUAUGGAGAGAUUAUAUUUAUAAAUCUUGAAAGUGGUCAUCAAACAAUUGUUGCGCGUAUCAAUGGGAAUAUCGCCAGUCUGCAUAUUUGUUGCAAUGAAAUUACCAAUAGGGUGUCUCUCUUGAUAACAAGUCAAUCCAAACAGCAGUGGAGAUUACUUUUAAAGCAGCAUGCCUACAGUUGUUUGCAACAUUUAGAAAAUGGAGAAACUUACAAUUCGUUACACGGGAGCGAUAAUACCUAUGAUCCCACAAAAACGUUUGCUGCUACUAGAUCCAGAUUGCAAGGUCUCACCCAACUGUCCGCCAAGAAUAUUGGACGACUUAGACGAAAAUUUAUAGAAAAAAAAUAUCAGAGUUUAGAUAUGGCAAAUAAUCGUAAUACUCAUAAUACAACAAUUAAUUUUGAUUCGUCCGUGGAAGUGAAUCAGAAUCAAAUAACACCUGAACCAAUAUCAAAUAACACUUUCCUCUUAUCACAGUCAGAUAGAGAUGGUCAACAGUUGUAUACAUGUUACCAUGCUAUUACAAAUCAUAUAACAGUACAUGGACCUGAUUUUUCUACCGUACCUUUAUCAGUGCAUAAACUGUUUGAAUCAUGUAGAAAUGUUUUACUAACUCAACGUUUUUUUUUUAUUACUGACUCCAGUCAACGUUUAAUAUAUAUAAUAUCGGACAGAUUAUCCGAAACACGUGCAAAUGAUAACUGUAAAUUUAAUCCAGAGUCCAUCAUCGGUCACUUUUCUUUAGCGAGUAGUAAAGAAGUGAUACGCGCUGUAUACAGAGCUAUCGAUUUCACGCAUAAUUCAUCGACACCAGUUUCUCAAGAUACUAAAAGCAAAUACACAUUACCAAAGGGAAUAAAAGAUAUCGAAGUUGAGUUGCUUCAGGUGGAUACUUGUAUAAUUGUAACAAAUCAUUCUGUGUAUAAAGUUGUUCUGAGAAAGUCGGUGGUAUCAAUUUUUAUGGAACUAGUAUUGAAAGAUAAUGAACCCGAGAAAGCGAUAAAAUUGGCUCUGGUAUUUGGCAUUAAUGCGCAACAGUUACUAGAACAAGCCAGCGACAUACUUUUGUCAAAUAAACAAUUUUCGCGCGCUGUGGCUUGCUAUAAAUUAUCGAAAUGUAAAGUAUUGAAGAGUGUAUUAAAGUAUGCAUCCGUUGGAUAUACGGCGAACGUGUUGAGGUGUCUCACACAGUUUUUAGCCUCUCCAGCAAUUAGUAAGCUGCCUGUCACAACAAGAAUUCAUCUUUCUAACUUAUGUGUACUUGCGUUUAUUGAAAUGACGCUUAGAGUACCACCUCAAAAAUCUAGAAUUACUUACAAAGAGUUUUUACAUUUCCUAUCUACAAAUCCUUUUUAUGAUGAACUGUUAGCGGUUAAUAUUUCUGGUCAAACGUGUCUAUGGGAAGUCUUGCAUCACUUAGCUACACAGAAAUGUCUUUAUGGACAAAUGUUGGAAGUACUCAUGAAGACAAUACAUUCUUUCAGCACAAACAAUUUUCAUCCGACAUCGUAUGGUAUGUUAAUAUGCAUAAGCGAACCAAGUUUGAUACAAGCGAUGUUAGUGAAUCCUGAGUUAGCUAGAAGUCAUAUGUCGUUUAUUCUUGACGGUCUUCAAGAUUCUCAAAUUUUUGUACUUCAGAGGUUAUUAACAUUGUAUGAUCCAACGAAUCCAGUAAUAAGACCUAGGAUAAUACAAUGUAGACUGCGCCAUAGAACCACUUCUCAAAGUUCUCAAUCUAGUCAAUGUGAUUCUAUAGAUCUCCUUGUAAAUGAGGAUGGCGACGCAUUGGUAGAAGAAAUUAUAGAAACUUUUUUACUAAUUUUAUUGACUUUGAUUUAUAAGAAGUCUACCUUAGAUCAAGAACCUACUAUUGCAUGCAACAUUGAAUUAUUAGGAUUUAAGAAGAGUCAAAAUAAUUCCAAUUCAGUUGCCGAUUUCAAAAGAAGGGCAUUAUGUGCCGGAUACUAUCAUGUUAUUCUUAUCAGAAACGGAAAUGUUUAUACUUGGGGAAGUUCUGUACAGGGAUGUUUAGGAACUGGUCCGUCCCUGUUGUGGUAUGGCACGGCUCAGGAUAUACCUUUCUUUUGGCUGAUGGAGCUCGAAGUUUUCAGCGUAUCGUGUGGCCAUUGUCAUACUUUAGCGGUGACCAAUAACGGUGUUUACGCCUGGGGCUCGAGUCAGUUUGGCCAGUUGGGUUUGGGCAAAAUUGUACAAUGUUCUAGCCCGGAAUUAGUCACAUCUUUGGCUCAAGAAAUAAUCGUCGACGCAGUGGCUGGACAAUAUCAUUCCGUUGCGUUGACCGCUGAUGGGAGAGUCUUUACAUGGGGUUGGGGCGUUCAUGGUCAAUUGGGUCAUGGCAAUACCGAUGAAAAAAAUACUCCUACGUUAGUGGCCUCGUUACUUGGUGUAUUCAUACGUUCUAUUAGCGCUGGGCAUGCGCAUACACUAGCUCUCUCAGCGGAGGGUAUCGUGUAUGCGUUUGGAUGUAAUGUUUUCGGACAAUUAGGUAUAGGUAGUAACGUUAAAAGUUCUGUGCCAAUGAAAGUAUCGUUACCAGAAAACAUAUAUCUCGUCACAACUAGAUACUUCCACAAUCUUGCCGUCAGUCACACAAACAAAUUGUACGUAUGGGGAGCUAGCCCGCAAGUUCUACGGUGGCAAGCACAAACUCAAAAGAGGAAUCGAAUAUUGGAGCAGCGAGACGCUAUCGUCAAGCAGUUUGAAAAUAUCGAGGAGUUUGAAAACGUCACAGACCACUCGAGCACAAAUGACACGGGCGAAGAGGCACUGGAAAGUAAUGCACAACCAAAGACGGUAACCAGUACGGAGACGAGAAGAAAACAGUUAGACAUGUGUUUAAAGAACGUCGAAAUCGGGUCACUCGAAGAGAAUCAAGCACAUUUAAAGCCAUCCCUUGUAGAUACGAGUUUAGUGGUAGGAAAUAUUGUACAGAUAUCGACUGGCUGUCACCACAACGCUCUUGUAACGAAGAACGGAUCGCUUUACACUUGGGGACGAAAUUUGGAUGGUCAGAUCGGCAAUGGUACCAAACGGGAGGUAUUAAUUCCCACGCCAUUGUGUUACAAUCCUGCUUCUAUCUUCGCACAAGUACCUCCAAGGCAUAAUGCUCACGAUCGAGGGGAAGAAGAACAUGAAUUAGACGGCGGAGCAAAGAAUUCCACCGCGAAUGAUACAAAUGGAAAUUUAAACGCCGAAUCUAGAUCAUUCCAGACGGAGGGUAACGAAUUUAAGGAAAAAGUAAAUUCUGUAAUUAAAACAGUUGGUGUCUGCUGUGGAUAUGAUUACACAGUGGCUAUACAAUCAGGGGGUACAGUUUUGGCUUGGGGUAACAAUAGAAGAGCUCAGUUAGGUCGUCUUCCUCCCGAGGCACGCUUGGACACCGAGGACAAGCUUGUGUUGAUUAAAAAGAGAGUUGCGCGAAUUCCAAAUCUUAUACACAUAGCUCUGGAUGUGCCUACUCAAGUUCCUAACCUUCCAGCUCCUGUAAUUUCUUAUCUGAGUUAUGACAUGCCUCCUCUGGCGGGUACUGUUCGUCCUUUAAGCGUUAUCGAGAAAACACCAGGUGAAUUAACGUUGCAUUAUGCGCUCGAAUACUUCUACGGCAUGUACGAUUCUUCAAGAGUCAUGGAUAAGUGCAUCGAGUUGGAAAAUUUUCAAGCUUGCUCAAAAAUAGCUAUGCUACAGCAUAAUAUUUCUGAUGCAUUCGUCUACCAACUAAAGAUAUUGCGCGCGCUGAGCCUUCGAUCUAACUCGAAAGUAUCAUCGGAAAGUGUAUGCCACGAGACAGACCAAAAGACUGCGGACGCAUCUAAUUCGAAAAGAAAGUCUUCGUCGACUCGUCACGUCAAGAAAAAUACCGAACUGUUCAACAAACAAGUAGAAAAGAAUUUGAUCGAUUCCGUUGAAGAUUGCGCUGCUAAGAAUAAGAUGAAAAUUCCUGCGAGCAGAUCGUUGAACAGUUUGCAACUACUACAAGAAGAGCUGUACACGUUCGACUGCCAAGGUGGUUCCGAGGAAUUAUGCAAGGACAUGAAAUGCGAGAAUACACCUUUGGACAUUUUUGAAGACACUUUCGAUUCUGAUAUUAGUUCCGAUUCGGAAGAAUGGAUGGAAAACAUUAUCUUCAAAGACGAUCGGUUACGAAAGCAGGAGAAACCAGUUGAAUCCAAUGUUGAUAAUUCGUUAACUUCCACCGUGAAAAACGAAGGAACAGAUAAAGAGUAUAACGAAGCAUUUUAUGAAAAUAAAGUUUCACAUUCUCGAGAAGAUAUUGUAAUCAACGAAGCUAUAAAAGUGAUUAAGUUCUUCUUAAGGGAGAUGGAAACGGAAACGGAUACGGUGAAGUGUAAAAUAUUACAGGAUGCUCUGGACUUCUGGAUUGAACACAAUUUACCAAUGCAGAGUAUAGAGAAUGUGUUUUUGGAACAUAUCCAGUCGAUUUUUUAUCCUCUCGGAUUAUUAUUAUUCUGUCAAGAAAUAAUGGAGAAAUACUUGGAUAUGAACAAGAAUGAUACGGAAGUUAAAAGUUUGAUCGUAAUUAACUUCUUCUCUACCAAAUUCUGUCUUGAAGUCUGUUCCAUGUUGUUGCAUCAUAUCGGUCAAGGUCAACAUACACCUGAAUUUAUUAAACUACUGUCUUCUUUAACGGCUGACCAUUAUGGGCCACCGCUCACUGGAUAUCCAGGUUCGAGUGGAAAUAGUACUUCGAAACAAAUGAUAGAAGGAGUUAUGAGCACCGUGUCGUUUGACGCUCCCGAUUCUAGGUCGUUUGUACAUAUUAAGGAUCCAGAUUCGGUCUACCGAUUCCUCGCGGCUGAAGAAGAUACGAUGGUAUUCACAUGUGGACAUCAUUUCCCACUGUCCAUGUAUGAAACAGAAGUGAUUCCGACAAUGCAAACCGAGUUGUUAACAUCCGAUUCGCUGGUUCUUCCGUGUACAGCUCAGUACUUAGAGAAAAUGUUAUCUGAGACGUCUAAGCCAGAAAUACUGUGUCCUUCGUGCAUACCGCGAGCACUGGGAUCGCUGGUGAAGAAGAAUAAUGGAUGAGAAGUAUGUACCUGAGAUUUUAUUUAAAAAAUAUAAUUGUUAUACAGUUUUUUCUUAGAUACUUAAAGGGCUCAAGUUAUACACGCGAAAUGAACGUUUAAAUUGAUUGUAAGGAACUAAAACACUAAAGACACAAAUUCAGCAUUCAUUUUAGUAUUUAUUAAUGUAACAAAGCAUUUCAAUUGACAAAAUACUUUUCCUUGUAAUUGAAACGUUGUUCUCGAAAAGCAUUACAAAGUACCAACAAGAUUAAAGCUCUCUAUAUCAUUUACAUAAUAUUUUUUACAUUAUCUAUAUCCAAAGGGAAUUUUUCAUAGGCGAAACAAAUUUAUUGACUGCAUUACUAAAUGCGAAUAAUUAUAGUGUAUUAAUUUUGUUAUUAUUCAAGACUCGCGCGGUCUUAUUAAAUAUCAGGAUUACUUCGUUACGCACACUGAAAUUUAACAUAUUCACUGUGAAAGCAGACUCCAUGUGUUCGCCAAUCAAAUGGUGUUGUUUCGAAUAUCUUUUGCUAUAAAAUCUUUUAAAUUACAAAUUGAAACAACGUUGAACUUUAACAUUUCUGGUCUAAAUUGAUAAACAUUACAAAAGUAGGGAAGUCGUAAUAGAAUAUGUCUUUUUUAACCACUUUCCUUCUCUUCUCUUUAUAUGUACAAGUAGUAUGACUGUCGGUCCGAACGCUAAAAACUAAAAUUAUACCGAAUCAAUAUUGAUGAGAUUUUCAUUUUUACUUUGCUGCACGUUGCAGCUGAAAAUUAUUUUGGCUCGUCGCAAACUGCAUUUUGAAAGUUACAUUGUUGUUGUUUGACGAUGCAGUGUGUGUAUGCACCAUCGAAGGGUAUAUGUACAUUUUUUAUUAUAACAAUUUAUUUACACUUAGCCUCGUCUGGGGCAAUCAGUAAAUGUGAUGAAUGUUAGUUGAGUUGCGGAAAGGUGAUACACGCUGGUGUCCCUUUUUAAGAUGAAUAUAUGUAAGAAAGUUUCACGUAAACAAAUUUUCGAAAUAAUUUGGAUGGUAGAGAUAGGUAAGUCUCAGGAAAAAUACCAAGGCUGUUUGAUAUCCUGACGUUUUGAUAAUUCACUCGGGCGAAACCGGGUAACAGUGCUAGUUAGUAUGUAAAAUGUAGAAACGUUAGAGGCCGGGAGUAUUAUAUUUUAAAAGUAAUAAACGUUCAUCAUUCAGAUACAACGAUUUAAAAUUGAAAAAUACAAAAUAAAGAUUAUUGCUUUUUAUACCUUUUUUCCGAGGGAUUCUUAUUCACUCAUUGACGUGAUACUAUACAAAUCUUAUUUUAAUUAGCGAACGUCGUAAGACCAAUUAUUUUUAACAGUAUAGUGACGUACUGUAUAAAUUUUGAGCUGACUUUUGCAAUGUUAAUUGAAAAAAAUUUGUUAUUAGAAAUUGUUUUACAUUUGACUUGUACUCUGUAAUAGUUUUACCAAUUUAACUAUUUCGUAAAAAUUGACUACUACUUACGAAGUCAUUUAGUGUUUUAUGAUAAUUACGACGUAUGAACAAUUUUAAAUGAAAGAUCAAGAUGUCGAAUAAUAUGAAAACGGCUAUAAAAUUAAUAUGUUAUCCAUGUAUGGAAUUUGUGAAUGUACUUGUUAAUCAAACAUAUUAAUCAUUCUAAAGAUACGAUAUACAAUUGUACAGUAGUUGUUAUAUCAAUGUUGUAAAAUAGAAAAAAAGUGGAAGUAGGGAAUACAUGUAGUUAUUGUCUAUAAUUUGCAAUUAUAAAAAAAUUGGUGCGAAAUACUAACGACUGAUGACAAAUAUAUUGAUCUAGUCUUCAAAGUAUAUGCCAGAAUUGUAUAUUAGUAGGCGAUCUUAUCAGAGGUCGGGACAAAUGUCUCGGUUAUAUAUUAUAAAUAAUGUAUUAUUGUUAUUCUUCGUCGACGUGCGUCUAAUUUUAAUUAGAAUAUCGAUGUAUCGAUAUAGUAGAAAAAGAAAGAAUCGUAUUUGCAUGUAGACACAUUCUGUUGCAUUUUAAUUGUAAAAGUACACAAAGUGAAAACCCACAAAUAAAAGUAGAAGUAUGUUUGCA